AUGGGAGCUUCAUUACACAAAAUUAGUUUUCUAGUAUUGGCUUUGUUUGUAGCCUUUAUUGCAAUUUUGGUACAAACUGGACACUCAACAACCCCCAAGCCACAAUCACAAGCCAACAAAGCUCCGCCGCCCGCCAAAGGGAAAGCGGCUGUGCCACCUACAGCCACCCAUCGGAAACAGCCACCUGCAGCCACCCAUCCUAAGGUGGUUGCCAACAAGCCAUCCACAUCACCACCUGCAGCCUCCAAUCUUAAGGCGGCUGCCAAGCCAGCACCAUCGCCACCCGCAGCCAGCCAUCUUAAGCCCGCUGCCAAGCCAACACCGACACCUCAUAAGCCAGCUGAUGCCAAGCCAUCACCAUCGCCACCCGCAGCCAGCCAUUUUAAAGCGGCUGCCAAGCCAACACCGCCACCAUCACAUAAGGCGGCUGAUGCCAAGCCGUCACCAUCACCACCUGCAGCCAGCCAUCUUAAGCCGGCUGCCAAGCCAACACCGCAAGCCACCGUCCACGCCAAGGCUGCAAAAGCUCCUACAGCCACGAAAACGAAACCAGCAACCAAGGCAGCACCACCGCUACAACAUCCGAAACUGAUAGCGAAGAAGCCGGCACCACCACUAGCCAACAAGCAGAAGGCGGCUGCAAAGUCAGCAACACCGCCGGUUGCCGACACGGCUCCCAAACACACGGCUUCUCCGGCCAUCCAUUCAAAGGGAUCAGAUCGAAAAGCCGACGAACAACACUAA
Messenger RNA from Erythranthe guttata (spotted monkey flower), 744 nucleotides. The record is from RefSeq and is a predicted model, not a curated record. NCBI's taxonomy places the organism in Eukaryota, Viridiplantae, Streptophyta, Magnoliopsida, Lamiales, Phrymaceae.